AUGUUUGCCGAUCUAUCAGCUUUCAAAAAUGAGGAAAGCUGUCAAUACCAUGGUACCUCAGGGCCUCUACAAGUAUCGACUGUGGAUAAUGUUGAAUGCAUAAAGUAUGUUUACGACGCAGCGGUUGAAGUAGGGCUUAAGACGACAGAGGAUUAUAAUGGCGAAGAUCAAUUGGGCUGGAACUCAGCCCAGGUAACUGUAGAUGCCAAUGGAGAGAGGUCUAGCACUGCAACUGCCUUCUUAGAGCCAAAUAUGGACAGAAAAAAUCUACACGUAGCAACACAAGCUCACGUAACAAAGGUUCUCCUAGAAGGCAAGAAAGCAGUGGGUGUGGCUUACGUGAGAGACUUGGUCAAGAAAAGUGUGAAAGCAAGAAAGGAAGUUAUACUAUCAGGAGGUGCCAUUGGAUCACCUCACAUUCUCUUACUCUCUGGAAUAGGACCUAAGAAACACCUUAAAGAGAUGGGAAUACCCGUAGUUGCAGACCUACCAGUUGGAGAAAACAUGGAGGAUCACCCUUCAACUGACAUUCUGACAUUUUUUACAAAAGUUGAUGCUAUUACAGAACACCAAGCGUUCUCUUUACUUGAGACCUGGAAAUAUAAACUGUUUGGAACAGGUGUAUGGAAGAAUCCACUGGCAAACCUGAUGUACUUUAUGAAAUCUCCUUACCAGCAGGAUGAUCACAAAUUCCCAUACAUCCAGUUUCAUGUAUUUUCAACACUAUGGGGAAACGACAAAGGAACAGAUUAUGUAAAAGACAACGUCGGAUAUACUGAUGAGGUGUGGAAUGCAUUGUUCCCAGAUGAGCAACUCGAUGGAAAAACUGGGAUCAGUUCCAUUAUCACAUUGCUCCAUCCAGCGACAAAUGGUACAAUUAGACUUCAGAGCAGGGAUCCAUUUGAUCACCCACUGAUUGAGCCAAACUAUCUCAAAAAUCCAGUUGAUGUGAAGCAUUUGAUGGCAGGAAUAAAGGUUUGGACAGAAAAACUUGCAAAAACAGAUGCAUUCAAAAAGGGAGGAUUUGAACUCAAUACAAACCAUCACCCUUUAUGUAAGACUCACCGAUUUAGCACCGAUGCUUACUGGGAUUGUUUCAUUAGAGCAAACUUGUGGACAUUAUACCAUCCAACAUCAACAUGCAGAAUGGGACCAACGAGUGACAAGAACUCAGUUGUAGACCCACAGUUACGAGUGAAAGGGAUUGAGAAUCUGAGAGUGGCAGAUGCAUCCAUCAUGCCUCAUGUCAUGUCAGGCAACACCAAUGCGCCAUCUAUUAUGAUCGGAGAAAAAGCUGCAGAUUUGAUCAGACAAUCGUAAAAACUCAUUUGCAUUUACAAUUUAGAUAUACGUGCUAUGAUUGAUUUCAAACUCCAUAGUUCAAGCAGAAAUGUACCAUCCUUUAUAAUAGGAAUGUAAGGCUGCAGAUUUAUUUUUACAAUCGUAAAAAUUCAUUUUGCAUUUAAAAUAUACGAGCUAUAAUUGAUUUGAUUUCAAACCCCAUGCUUCAAACAAAAAAUGAUAAGAGGGAACGCUGCAGAUUUGAUCAGAAUCUGCAUUGUAUUUUCAUAUUUUAA
Owenia fusiformis is the source of this 1577-nucleotide messenger RNA. Lineage: Eukaryota; Metazoa; Annelida; Polychaeta; Sabellida; Oweniidae. The record is from the annotation of a GenBank genome assembly.